Molecule: messenger RNA, 2591 nt
Organism: Micropterus dolomieu (smallmouth bass)
Lineage: Eukaryota; Metazoa; Chordata; Actinopteri; Centrarchiformes; Centrarchidae
Exons: 10
Coding region: 1-1803 (600 amino acids)
Source: RefSeq, a predicted model, not a curated record
AUGGCACGCCUGUCAGCCAAUGUGGCACCAAGAGGAGUAGCCACACAGUCUGGAGAACCAGAUUCUGCAGCAACUGCUCCACAAAUGGCCAUUGAUGAAGACACUGGGAAGGAUCCACAAAGCACCUGUGCUUCAGUUCCACUGCAAGACAACCCCUGGUGGCAACUGGACCUGAGGACUAUCUACAAAAUAACAGCUGUGUCUGUCACCAGCAUCAGCGCCUGCUGCUCAGAGGAGCUGGACGGUGCUGAGAUCCGCAUCGGUCUCAAGAAUGACACCAGCAACCAGAGGUGUGCCAUCAUCUCCAUUGCAACGGGACAGAGCAAAUACAACUACCAGUGUGGAAUAAUGGAAGGUCGCUUUGUCCAUGUUGUUCUUCCUGGACUACAGAAGAAUUUGACAGUUUGUGAAGUACAGGUGUAUGGGACUGUGCUUGAAAAUGUGGCUUUGAGAGGAGUGGCUUAUCAGUCUUCCCUAAGGUGGAAAACCACAGGUCAAGCAAGCAACGUUAUUGAUGGCCGUCAGUUUUCAACUUGCAGUGUAACUGAAGACAUACCUGGUCAGUGGGUACAAGUGGAUCUAUUGGCUCCCUACAAUGUGACUGUGAUACAGCUUGCCUUCAGUGAGGACUGCUGCUAUGGUGAUAUGGUCCAAGUGGAUGGCAAAAGCUGCAGGGUCAUCUCCAGUUCACAAUCUCUGGUGACUGUGGAUUGUGGUGGAAUUGUGGGUCGGUAUGUGACUGUGAACCAUCCUGAUAUACCACUGUCUCUGUGUGAGGUGGAGGUCUACAGCACUUUGAAGAAUCCUUACAACAUAGCCCCUCAGCAGCCGCCGGCCCAUGAUUACUGCUUCUUCGAUUCCUGUAGCCGUGACUACGUUCUCAUUUACAGUGAACCUAUAACAUGGUUUGAAGCCCAGACCUACUGCAGAGAUAUGUACACUGAUCUGGCCACCAUCAGCAACGUUCAGGACAUGAAUAGAGUCAUAGACAAAAUGGAGAAUGACUUCCACGAUUUUUGGAUUGGGCUGUAUGAAGAUGUCUUAACCUGGAAGUGGUCUUUGUCAGAUGAGGGUUACUAUGGAGAUGGUGAAGAUGAGUUCAGGAAUUGGGAUGUCGGUGAGCCCAGCAAGACCGCCAUCCAGCACUGUGCUUGCAUACAACAAACGGGUGAAUGGAAAGACCUGGACUGUGACAUACCUAAUUACUUCUUAUGCUUUGAUGGCAGAGAUGGGGCACCAGCAACAAAGAUUCUCGUGGAAACACCUAUGAUGUGGGCCGAUGCACAGCUCUACUGCAGGGAGUACCACACAGACCUGCUCAGUGUGAGGAACCAGGCUGAGAACCAGGAAAUCCAGAUCAUGGUGCCGGCAGGAAAGCUGGCAUGGAUCGGCCUGUUUGGAGACUCCUGGAAGUGGUCUGAUGGGAGUAUCUCCACAUUCAGAUACCAGGGUCUGAAACCCCCAACAAACGUAGGAGAGGGUCCGAACUGUGCUUACAUUGACAGAAAAUGGAGCGUAAGAUCCUGCAACACCAAAUCUAUGUUUCUUUGCCAAUACUUUAAGAAGAGAUCUGUCGUGAAGAUCAGCACUGACUUUGACAUGAGUGACCCGGUCAUCCAACAACAAAUCUUAAAGCAGCUGGAGGCAAAGAUGAAAAGCAAGGGGAUCAGUGACUUCAAAAUCCGCUGGAAGACGUCAGGACGAGUUUCACGCAAGACUGAAGACAACACACAAAUCCAGUUUGGACCAAAUAAGUACACAGAAGUCAAAACAAAGGAGGUGUGUGACACCGGAGGGAGCUGAAUCAAGAGUCCUGCCACUCUGACUGGGCUGAAGCUGAACAAUGUGGACCAGUGGACUGUGUGUACUGGAUGGUAAAAACAGGAAAGCUGAUAAAGAUGAAAAUGUAUUUGUAAACAAACGCUUUGUUUUUACCCCCUUCUUUUUAAUUUACUCACUGUAACUGUAUACAAGGUUUCUUUUAAAGUAACUCUGGCUGUGUGCUAACAUUUCAUUUUUAACUGAGCCACAUUAAUCUUACUCAGUCAAUUAUGACUAAAUUAAGGAAGGUUGAAGCUGUCAUUUUUUGCAUUCAAAGAAAUUGUGUGAGAAAACAAAUCUUUCUGCUAAAGGUCCACUAUGGAAGCAGCAGCUGAUGCACAUAAAAAUGAAUACUUUGACAUUAUGGAAAACAGGCUAAUUUACUUCUUGCUGAGAGUCAGAUAAUAUGAUUCUUUCACUCUCCUGUUUGUACAAUAAUUAAGAAGCUGUAGCCAGUAGCCAGUUAGCUUAGCUCUGUCCGGUAACGCACAGCAUUUUUAUGACUAUUUGACUUAGGAAAUAUUUCUGAAAAGAUGCAUUUUAAGGUUUAAAAUAUUUAUCGGUUUGCUUAUGAAAAUGUUUAUAAUACUGAGUGUAAAUAAAAAUGAAACCACAAAAUGUACACACAACAAUUAUAUAAUUGUUUGCUGUGUCUCAUCUCAUUUCUUAGGACAAAUUGCUUGUAUUAUUAUUAUUAUUAGUAGUUUUAAACCACUGUGUGUGAUACCAGUUUUUGUUCAACUUGUCUAUGUUUUACAUUGAUUGCUGUA